AUGACUAUUCAUGCUGGAGUCUGUGGACGUCAGGACGUCAGGACGCAGAGGCUGCGUGGAGCGGAGACAACAUGCCACACCGGCCCGGCUCCUUCGCUCCUAUCGCCGCUUCUUUUUUAUUUUUUUAUUUUUUUUAGGACGGAUGGGCUUCCGUAGGACGACAUGAGCACAAUAAUGCAUCGCUAAGAUGUGUCAUAAAGCAUGCAGGCUGCAGCCACGUCGAAGCUAAGCUGCUCGGCUCUCUCCACGAUGCACCCACGGACGUAUCGAGUGGACAGCCGGGACCGCGGUUGUUGUUGUCUUUCUCCCCGCACGAUGGACGAGACGUAUCGGGGACUAGCGGGAGCUGUGUGAGAUGGUAGCCGCCUCCCGUGGAAGUGGAAGCAUGUCUCGCCUGUGAGCUUUCAAGCCUCGGGAAGCCAGAGGACGGUGAUGCUGCGCGGGAGCUGACCGUGGUGCUGAAACGGAUCGACCCUGCGAUUGGUGGCCGCACAUGAACCACUGGGACUAUCGGGGAUUCGCCCCCACGCACGUCACUUUUCCAUGGCCGUGGCACGCAAGAUCAAAACUUUGCUGACCGUCAACAUCCUGGUGUUCGUGGGCAUCAUCCUGUUCUCCGUCUACUGUCGGAUCCAGGACCGCUCCGAGGAGCUGGUCCAGCUCGGACGCGCGUCCGACCAGAGGCUGCGGGCCAGACACGGCAAAGUGAGCAACUUGGCGGACCGGCAGUCCAUCCUCCAGCGGCUGGAGAGGCUGGAAGAUGUGGUCUACAAUCAACUGAACGGCUUGGCGAAGCCCAUGGGGCUGGUGGAGGGUCCCGGAGGACUUGGUCAGGGAGGAGUCGCCGCCUCUCUCGGGGAGGACAGCCACGACGGCGAAGGGAAAUACGAAGAGUACGGCUACAACGCCCAGCUCAGUGACAGGAUCUCCCUGGACAGAAGCAUCCCAGACUACAGGCCUAAAAAGUGCAGGCUGCUGACAUACGCAGAGGACCUCCCUCAGAUAUCGGUGGUGUUCAUCUUUGUGAACGAGGCCCUGUCUGUGAUAUUGCGCUCCGUCCACAGCGUGGUGAACCACACUCCAGCUCACCUGCUGAAGGAGAUCAUCCUGGUGGAUGACAACAGCGACAGUGUGGAGCUGAAGUUUAACUUGGACCAGUAUGUGAACAAGCGUUACCCCGGCCUGGUCAAGAUCGUGCGGAACAUCAAGCGGGAGGGUCUGAUCCGAGCCAGAAUACACGGCUGGAACGCGGCCACGGCCCCCGUGGUGGGCUUCUUUGAUGCCCACGUGGAGUUCAACUCAGGCUGGGCUGAACCUAUCCUCACCCGGAUGAAAGCGGACCACACGCGCAUCAUCUUGCCAGCCAUAGACAACAUCAAAUACAACACAUUCGAGGUGCAGCAGUACGCCAACGCUGCCCACGGCUACAACUGGGGGCUGUGGUGCAUGUACAUCAUCCCGCCGCAGGAGUGGCUGGACAAGGGCGAUGAGACGGCGCCUAUCAGAACGCCUGCAAUGAUUGGCUGCUCGUUUGUGGUGGAUCGUGAUUACUUUGGAGAGAUCGGUCUGCUGGAUCCUGGUAUGGAGGUCUACGGAGGGGAGAACAUUGAGCUCGGCAUGCGGGUGUGGCAGUGUGGCGGCAGUAUGGAAGUCCUCCCCUGUGCCAGAGUGGCCCACAUUGAGCGCACCAAAAAGCCCUACAACAAUGACAUUGAUUACUAUGCCAAGCGCAAUGCCUUGCGAGCAGCCGAGGUGUGGAUGGAUGAAUACAAAUCUCACGUGUACAUGGCCUGGAACAUUCCCAUGAACAACCCGGGUGUUGACUUUGGGGAUGUGUCUGAGCGCUUGGCCUUGAGGAAAAGACUGCAGUGUCGUAAUUUCCACUGGUACCUGGAACACGUCUACCCCGAGAUGAGGAUCUACAACAACACCAUCACUUACGGCGAGGUGAGGAACAACAAAGCGAGUGGCUACUGUCUGGACCAGGGCUCUGAGGAUGACGAUAAAGCUAUCCUCUAUCCAUGCCACGGCAUGUCCUCCCAGCUUGCCCGAUACUCAACUGACGGGCUUCUCCAGCUCGGACCCCUGGGAUCGACCACCUUCCUGCCUGACACGAAAUGCCUUGUUGAUGAUGGCAGAGGGCGCGUUCCCAGCUUGAAAAAAUGUGAUGCCGUUUCCAGGGUUUCUCAGAGGCUUUGGGACUUCACACAGAACGGUCCGAUCAUCAGUCGGGACACAGGUCGAUGCUUGGAAGUGGAAAUGUCCAAAGAUGCCAACUUUGGUCUUCGCUUGGUGAUGCAGAGAUGCUCAGCUCAGAAGUGGAUCAUAAGAAACUGGAUUAAACAUCCCAGACACUAAAUCCGGAGGAAGAAAUCCAAAGGUCGGGUCGCGCGGAGCAGGUGUGUGACAUCACUGCACUACCGGACUUUGCCUCGGCGGCCACAGAGCAUUCCGACAUUGAAGCUUUGAGAACAUGAACACGAUCCACUCGUGCGGAUCUCUGACUAAACCGUUGAGGAGGCCCACAUUUGGAACUGGAGCUCUAUAUGUAGAAAUAAAUGUACAAAGAUGCAUAAGUGAAAUUGAAAAUGAUUUCAUUUCUAUUGUAAAGCUACCUGUUGUUGGUAAAUGACCGCGUGUGUUCCAUUCUGUGUGGUUAUUUUAAUGAGAAAAUUGCAUAACGUAGUUGUAAAUUGUAAUGCAACACAUCCAAAUGAUUAUUUUUUGAAUUCAUCUGCCAUGUUGUACUACUCUGGUACUGUAUGAUACAUAAUAGGCUUUAACGAUGCCUGUGAAUAUUGUCAUUGCAUUCUCAGGGCAUUGAAGCCGUUGCAAUUGGACUGUUGGGAUUGUCCGAGCAGGUUUGUCUAGGGAUGAUGUUUGUUAAAGGCCUACUGAAAGCCACUACUAGCGACCACGCAGUCUGAUAGUUUAUAUAUCAAUGAUGAAAUCGUAACAUUGCAACACAUGCCAAUACGGCCGGGUUAACUUAUAAAGUGCAAUUUUAAAUUUCCCGGGAAACUUCCGGUUGAAAACGUCUAGGUAUGAUGACGUUUGCGCGUGACGUCAACGGUUGAAGCGGAAGUAUUCGGAGCCCAUUGAAUCCGAUACAAAAAGCUCUGUUUUCAUCUCAAAAUUCCACAGUAUUCUGGACAUCUGUGUUGGUGAAUCUUUUGCAAUUUGUUUAAUGAACAAUAGAGACUGCAAAGAAGAAAGUUGUAAGUGGGAUCGGUGUAUUAGCGGCGGACUACAGCAACACAACCAGGAGGACUUUGAGGAUAGCAGACGCGCUAGCCGAACGACCUCACCUUGACUUCCUCCGUCUCCGGGCCGCCGACCGCAUCGGUGAUCGGGUGAAGUCCUUUGUCGUACCGUCGAUCGCUGGAACGCAGGUGAGCACGAGUCGUGAUGAGCAGGUGAGAGCUGGCGUAGGUGCAGAGCUAAUGUUUUUAGCAUAGCUCUGUCGAGGUUCCGUUGCUAAGUUAGCUUCAAUGGCGUCGUUAGCAACAGCAUUGCUAAGCUUCGCCAAGCUGGAAAGCAUUAUCCGUGUAGUUACAUGUCCAGAGUUUGGUAGUAUUGUUGAUCUUCUGUCUAUCCUUCCAGUCAGGGACUUAUUUGUUUUGUUUCUAUAUGCAGUAAAGCCCGAUGCUAUCACGUUAGCUCAGUAGCUAAAGUGCUUCACCGAUGUAUUGUCGUGGAGAAAAAAGUCACUGUGAAUGUCCAUUUCGCGUUCUCGACACUCAUUUUCAAGAGGAUAUAGUAUCCGAGGUGGUUUAAAAUACAAAUCCGUGAUCCACAACAGAAAAAGGAGAGAGUGUGGAAUCCAAUGAGCCAGCUUGUACCUAAGUUACGGUCAGAGCGAAAAAAGAUACGUCCUGCACUGCACUCUAGUCCUUCACUCUCACGUUCCUCAUCCACGAAUCUUUCAUCCUGGCUCAAAUUAAUGGGGUAAUCGUCGCUUUCUCGGUCCGAAUCUCUCUCGCUGCUGGUGUAAACAAUAGGGAAAUGUGAGCAGCCCUUCCUCCGGUGUCGUCACGCUACUUCCGGUACAGGCAAGGCUUUUUUUUUAUCAGAGACCAAAACGUGCGAACUUUAUCGUCGUUGUUCUAUACUAAAUCCUUUCAGCAAAAAUAUGGCAAUAUCGCGAAAUGAUCAAGUAUGACACAUAGAAUGGAUCUGCUAUCCCCGUUUAAAUAAAAAAAAAUCAUUUCAGUAGGCCUUUAAGAAAUUAUCGAUUUCGAUCCCAGUAUCGAAUCCUCUUAUCGAACCGAUUCCUUAUCGAUUCUUUUAUCGAAUCCAGAUAGGUACAGUAGUUGUAUAUGGGGGGAAAAAAUCAAUCAAAUCAAAUAAACAGAGCAAACACAGCUCUUGUCACUCUGGCUGUCGUGAAUGUCAUCAUCUGAAAUAGGAUAACGUUAACAUUAUCUUCAUUCACAUCUUGCAAGCACUAGUUUAUUAGACAGACCUGCAAACUCUGGAGCGGUGUAGGCUGCAAGAUACCGUUAACGUUAUCAGACACAUACUAAAAGGCUAACGUUAACGUUACCGUUAGCCACUGACUAUGCCUAGGUAACGUUAGUCUCUCUAACAUUACUGCAGUCCUGGUUGACAUAAGAGGUAACAUUAUUUUAGCCUAAAGGCUACAAGUGAGCAGAUAUGGAAAUGAACCGGCAACAGUUAACGUGAGUUACUCACCGGCACUAUCACUGGGACUGCAGGUUGAAGCAGAGGAAGAGGGGCGUGCUUCGUCAUCUCUGUCGCUGCUUCUCCACGACACCUUUUUCGAACCUUCAGGUUAUGUACGGCCUGAACAUGUUUCAACAUGUUUCUUGUACUGCUCCCCUUACAGGAAAGCCAAGCCUGGCAAUAAUCGCAGAUAGCCGUUUCCUCGUCGUAUUUCUUAGUAAAGUGAAGUCAUGCCUUGGAGCGUUUUUCUCCCGGUCCACUGCUCCUGAAUCUGCCGCCGAAUGACUGAGCUACGUCAUUUCCUGUGUGACAUGGGAUUCGAAUAAAGAACCUAAUCUUUUUCUUUACUAUAGUGGCUUCGAUAAUGGGAACCGUUUCUCAAAAAGGGAUUUGAAUCCAUGGAAUCGGUUCUUUUCUUAUCGAACAAUCGGGAGAACCGGUUUUGAACAUCAUUCCUAGGUUUGUCAGAUCACGACUACAGACUUGGAUAGGACGGCUGGAGUCUGGUGCUGGUGAUACAUACUUAGGAUCUGGUCAUCUGCUCUGCGAGGACGAGGUGAUCCCAUUAGGACCAUCUGCUUAGAGGCAGAACCGUCUUCUAAGACAAUCGGAACAGAAACUCAUUUCAAUGCCCUGAGAAUAGGCUUCUUAGGAUCUGGUCAUCUGCUCUGCGAGGACGAGGUGAUCCCAUUUGGACCAUCUGCUUAGAGGCAGAACCGUCUUCUAAGACAAUCGGAACAGAAACUCAUUUCAAUGCCCUGAGAAUAGGCUUCAUAGGAGCUCUUUAUUGUCUCAUCGGGAGGUUCAGCUGGUUCUGUUUGAACAGCAUUGCUCACACUGGGGAGGAGCAAUCGUGUGCCUUUUUCGUCAUUUAUUUCAUCUGACCAGGGAAUGUUUAUCCCAAACGCAUGUACAAAGUUAAAAUAUGGAACAAGUAUGAAACAAUGAAGAAAUAGUCAUUUACUGUAAAGAGUGACGGAUUCGAUCCAACAGGAUAAUAACAUAUUUUUUAUGAUGAGGGGAGGGGGGAAAUAAGUCACUUGUUUUAAAAACGGAAAUUUUGUGGGUUAGAAAUGUUUGGUGCUUAAUCAUACAAGGCUGUGUGGUUGAAUGUGUUUUAAAAAAUAUCAUUAGCAUUAUCAUUGCUGUGAUAAAACCGCCGUCGUUAAAGUUGGGUUCAUUUUAUUGCUCUUUGCAUCCUGAUCUUAAAGGGGAACUGCACUUCUUUUGGAAUUUUGCAUAUCGUUCACAACCAUUGAGCAUACUUGCCAACCCUCCCGUUUUUAGCGGGAGACUCCCGGUAUUCAGCGCCUCUCCCGAUAACCUCCUGGCAGAAAUUCUCUCCCGACAAACUCCCGGUAUACAGCCGGAGCUGGAGGCCACACCCCCUCCAGCUCAAUGCGGACCUGAGUGGAGACAGCCUGUUUUCACGUCCGCUUUCCCACAAUAUAAACAGCUUGCCUGCCCAAUGACGUCAGAAUGAUGGAGGGCGAGUUCUUGGUUUCUUAUGUGGGUUUAUUGUUAGGCAGUUUCAUUAACGUCCUCCCAGCGCGGUAACAACACACAACAACAGCAGUCACGUUUAGUCUACCGUAAAGCAGUUUGUCUGCCGUAAACAGCAAUGUUGUGACACUCUUAAACAGGACAAUACUGCCAUCUACUGGAUAGCCUCCAGAACACUGAAAUUCAAGUAUUUAUUUUAUUUAUAUGUAUAAUAAAAUAUAUAUAUAUAUUAAGAUUAAGAUUAAAGUACCAAUGAUUGUCACACACACACUUAGAUGUGGUGAAAUUUGUCCUCUGCAUUUGUCCCAUCCCCUUGGGGAGCAGUGGGCAGCAGCGGCGCCGCGCCCGGGAAUCAUGUUGGUGAUUUAACCCCCAACUCCAACCCUUUGUUGCUGAGUGCCAAGCAGGGAGGUUAUGGGUCCCAUUUUUAUAGUCUUUGGUAUGACUCGGCUGGGAUUUGAACUCCAACCUACCGUAUAGCUAGAAUUCACUGAAAGUCAAGUA
Molecule: messenger RNA, 6693 nt
Organism: Entelurus aequoreus (snake pipefish)
Lineage: Eukaryota; Metazoa; Chordata; Actinopteri; Syngnathiformes; Syngnathidae
Gene: galnt9
Product: polypeptide N-acetylgalactosaminyltransferase 9
Exons: 11
Coding region: 544-2358 (604 amino acids)
Cellular component (GO): Golgi apparatus
Source: RefSeq, a predicted model, not a curated record